Molecule: messenger RNA, 1908 nt
Organism: Exaiptasia diaphana
Lineage: Eukaryota; Metazoa; Cnidaria; Anthozoa; Actiniaria; Aiptasiidae
Product: copine-3
Exons: 16
Coding region: 144-1748 (534 amino acids)
Biological process (GO): cellular response to calcium ion
Cellular component (GO): plasma membrane
Molecular function (GO): calcium-dependent phospholipid binding
Source: RefSeq, a predicted model, not a curated record
UUCUUGGGCAGGAAUUUUGCGGGUCUGAGCGAAGGUCUCAGCAAAAAGUUCCUUUUUUUGCGCAAUCGACACAAUAAUAAGCUACACUUUGAACACAUCAACUUGUUUUAAUACUUCUACUAUCCAUAGAAAGCGUUCUCAACAUGGCGCAAUGYGUGACGAAAGUGGAACUUCAUAUUUCUUGUCGAGGCCUUCUCGACAAGGACACGAUGUCAAAAUCAGACCCGAUAGCUGUUGUAUUUACUCAGGAUAAGGGUGGAAAGUGGUAUGAGUUUGCCAGAACUGAAAGAGUCAAGAAUUCAUUGAAUCCUGACUUCUCCCAAGCCAUAACAAUAGACUAUUACUUUGAAAUGGUKCAAAAACUGAAAUUUUCUGUUUUCGAUGUGGAUAAUGCGACUAAGAAGCUUGACGAUGAUGAUUUCCUUGGCGAAAUGGAAUGYACACUUGGCCAGAUUGUGUCAAAAAGGUCAUUUUCAAAGCAUCUUGAGAUCAAACAGAGACAAGUUGGUACAAUAACAGUUUAUGCAGAAGAGAUCAAAGGUGGUAACGAAAUAGUCAAGCUUACUCUAAGAGCUACAAACCUUGAUAAAAAGGACUUUCUUGGCAAAUCUGACCCAUUUGUAGAGAUUUCAAAAGUAAAAACYGAUGAAGGAUUACUGAUGGUUCAUCGUACAGAGGUUGUGAAAAACAACUUAAAUCCACAUUGGAAAUCAUUUGAAAUUCCUGUCAGCACCCUCUGCAGUGGAGACUAUGAUGGAGCUAUAAAAAUGAGCUGUUUUGAUUAUGACUCUGAUGGCACCCAUGAUUUUAUCGGCUUUACAACYACUAGCCUCAGGCAAUUGAUAGAUAUGGCAAGGACAGGGAAAGGCCUUGACUUAAUCAACCCCAAAAAGCAGUCGAAGAAGAAAUAUGUCAACUCAGGUGUUCUGUACGUGAGUCACUGUGAGAUAUCUCACUACUACUCAUUUUUGGACUACGUGAUGGGAGGCUGUCAAAUCAACUUUACUGUUGGUAUUGAUUUUACAGGUUCAAAUGGCGAUCCAAGUCAUCCGCAGUCUUUACAUUACAUGAACCCAUACGAACCCAAUGAAUACCUYAAAGCACUUACAGCAGUCGGUGAGGUCUGUCAGGACUAUGACACAGACAARCUGUUCCCUGCUUUUGGCUUCGGUGCCCAAGUUCCACCAAAUAUGAGGGUCUCCCACCAAUUUGCUAUAAAUUUUCAAGAUACAAACCCAUACUGUCAAGGAAUAACUGGUGUCGUCGCAGCAUAUCAGGCGUGUAUUAGUCAAGUCAGACUAUACGGACCUACGAAUGCUUCACCGAUAAUAAGACAUGUGACUCAGUUUGCUUAUCGCGCUGGUCAAGAAGGAAAUGCCUCGCAAUACUUCAUUCUUCUUCUCUUAACGGACGGUGUCCUCUCCGACAUGGAAGAGACAAAGAUGGCGAUAGUGCGAGCAUCGAAAGUCCCAAUGUCCAUCAUUAUCGUUGGUGUUGGACCAGCAGACUUCACCGACAUGAAUGAGCUUGAUGCAGACGAUGGCUUAUUACGUGCUGGAACAGAAAUCGCUGAACGCGAUAUCGUACAGUUUGUGCCUUUCAGAGACUUUAAAGGACAAUCUCCCGUUGUUUUGGCACAACACGUCCUGGCUGAAGUACCAAAGCAAGUCCAAUCAUAUUUUAACAAACGAAAAAUACCGCCAAUGAAUCCACAAGGACCGGAKCCUCCAUCACUGGCAGGCCUUUAAGAACURUUAUUCUCUGUCAAACCGUCAAGAAUUGUAGCUAUACCAAUAUUCGUAACUUAAAUACCGCUGUUAGCUUUGACAGCAGAUUCACAAGUUCWUAGUUAACAAAUUUGCUUAGAAAUAUUUCAUGUAAAAAAUCAUUAAAUCAACUUUUCCAAGA